Messenger RNA from Dentiscutata erythropus, 186 nucleotides. NCBI's taxonomy places the organism in Eukaryota, Fungi, Glomeromycota, Glomeromycetes, Diversisporales, Gigasporaceae. The record is from the annotation of a GenBank genome assembly.
AUGAACUUAUCACUGCAAACACUAGCUGCGGAUGGUUUACAACUUACUUCUUCUAUCUUUUUGGCAUUAUUGUCUACUUUAGUAUUAUCAUCUAUAGCACAAGAUCAAUAUAAUAAAAAGGCAUUUGAAGAUUUAGUGCAACAGAUUAUCAAAUGUGAUAUUAAUUCAGCUGAAGGUAUUGAAUAG